Molecule: messenger RNA, 1011 nt
Organism: Hypoxylon trugodes
Lineage: Eukaryota; Fungi; Ascomycota; Sordariomycetes; Xylariales; Hypoxylaceae
Exons: 5
Coding region: 1-1011 (336 amino acids)
Biological process (GO): reciprocal meiotic recombination
Cellular component (GO): synaptonemal complex
Molecular function (GO): ubiquitin protein ligase activity
Source: RefSeq, a predicted model, not a curated record
AUGGACCACAGACUACGCUGCAAUGUCCUUAAAUGUCGGAAGGAACUUGGAGAUCGAGCAUUGGUGACUACUUGUAGUCAUAUUUUCUGUAUCGAUUGCGCUUCUCGUCUGGGCCUAACAGGACAGAGGCACGAGCAUCGCAACUCCUGUCCAGCCUGUGGAGCUCAAUUAACAAACCCCGACGAUGCCGUCAUUUCGAAUCUGGAUCCAAGUGAGGAUUAUAAAACCAGUGUUCUCAGUGGUUUAAACCCUAAUAUUAUUAUUGAAUGCGCAAAUAGGGGUCUUAGCUUCUGGGCAUAUCAGGUUACACAAGAAGUCGUUUACCAAGAAUAUCUUGGAAAAACACUCACAGAAAAAUACUCAGAUCUUAGUGUUCAUCUGGAUAGUACAAAGGCGGACCAAGACAGCCUGCGCAGAAAAUACGACGAGCUAAGUCAAGCAUACAAAGAAAAAAACCGAAAACUCCUCCAAGUUCAAGAGUUAUACGACAAAUUGAAGCGAAAAGCCAUGCUUGGACAGUUACAAGACGCGGCCGAAGAUGCGGUUGACUCGACACUUCAUGGUGCACAGUUCGAGACAGGAAUACAAGCUUCUGUUGACUACGGCGACCAUGAGGCAAUUUAUCAGCAACAACAGCACUCAUUACUCCAAGAACAACAGAGGAUGCCGAUGGGACAAAAACAUCAAUCAGCGACGCAGGAUUAUGGUACCUCCUGGCCUAGGACUAUAGGUGCUCAAUCAAAUGUCCCAAUUACCCCUUCCAGCCAUCGCCAGCGACUCGGGGAUCCGACAACUACGGGUUUAUCGACUAUUCCUGGUCUUGUCGCGGGGACUCCUAGAGUACAGCACACUAGCAUAGUAACGCGAGUGCCGCAAAGUGAAGGGCUUGCAAAUGUUUCUCAAUUUGCUCAACGACCCACACCAGUAUCUUCAACCUUUAGUCGAAGACCGGCGGGUGGGCAACCGGAAACUAUGAUCAACGGGGUUCGGGGUGGUUUUACGAAUCUCUGA